UUCUUCAUGGUUUUCUUUGUCGCUAAUAACUUGUCUGAGAAAAACAUGAAUCAUCAGCAAAGUCAAUCCACUUCAACUAAAAUAGAAAGAAGGCUCAUCGAAAAAAAUAGGAGAAAUCAAAUGAAAAUCCUCUACUCCAAGCUCAACGUUCUCCUCCCAAAUCAGAAUUCCAAGGAGGCACUGCCACUGCCGGAUCAAAUAGAUGAGGCAAUAAGCCACAUCAAAAGUCUAGAGACAAAGAUGAAGAAAUUCAAGGAGAAGAAGGAGAGCUUAAUGGGGAGAAAAAGAUCAUACGCAUGCACAAAUUUUGAAGCAACAUCAUCAGCAGCCAGAAUUAAAGCUCCCCAAAUCGAAAUUCGUGAAAUGGGUUCCUCUCUUGAGGUCGUUUUGACAACGGGAAAAGAUAAUCAGUUCAUCUUCAAUGAAAUUAUUCACAUUCUUCAUGAAGAACAAGCAGAGGUCCUUAGUGCCAGCUAUUCAGUUUCUGGGGACUCAAUUUACCAUAUAGUGCAUGCACAGAUUGCGGGAUCUUCAUUAGAUUUUGGAGUAACAAAAGUCACUGAAAGGCUGAAGAGUCUGAUAUAUGGAUCCACAAGCGACGUAGAAUUACAGUCAGAUCUGUGGGACUUUGAUUACGAUGUGCAGCCGGAUUCAUGGAAUUUCUAAAGACGAAGCAAUGUGAAUCGUUGAAAUUUUCAUGAUUUUUCAAAAUAAGGUAGAAAUUAAAGCUAAAAGCCUGUAAAUUUCAUGGUAGCCAUGUAUUCCUACGGAUGAUGACUAGUUUUAAUGA
This is a messenger RNA of Corylus avellana, 790 nucleotides long. Its product is annotated as transcription factor bHLH162. The record is from RefSeq and is a predicted model, not a curated record. Gene Ontology annotation, molecular function: protein dimerization activity; RNA polymerase II transcription regulatory region sequence-specific DNA binding; DNA-binding transcription factor activity, RNA polymerase II-specific. Gene Ontology annotation, cellular component: RNA polymerase II transcription regulator complex. Gene Ontology annotation, biological process: regulation of transcription by RNA polymerase II. Lineage: Eukaryota; Viridiplantae; Streptophyta; Magnoliopsida; Fagales; Betulaceae.